AUGAAACAACUUUGCGACGGUCAGACGAGAUUUAGGGUCUUAAAAUCCACAGAAUCAAAGUCUGCAUACGAUGCGUCUUGCUCUGUUGGGUUAUCUGUACUCGGUCCAUCCUCUGAAUCUUCAAAAUUAGCGUCAAAUAUUCAAAAUAUAUGUACUGAUACCAACAGUGGAGGCCCAGGAAAGGUGGUAGGGAGCAUGAUGGUACUUAAUUCAUCUACAAGUUUAAGUCCAGUUAUGCCGACAGCUAUGAAGCCAAAAAGACACAGACGCUCCUCUAAACAUCAAAUGGCAGCAUGUUGCAAUUGCAAGAGGCGAAGGAAGAAGUGUGACGGUAAAUAUCCGAUUUGCUCAGGCUGCAAAAGGCUAGGCUUGGAGUGUACAAUAAUAUAUGCACCUACUGGUAGGGAAAUUAAACGGAAUUAUAUUGAUUUGCUAGAGGGCAAGUUAACAAAACUGGAAAAUUUAUUGAGGGAAAAGUCCAGAAGUGAUGCCUCAUCUAUUUGUAAGGAUGAUUUGACUACUGAGCAUUCGGAUGGCGCAACAAUGAAAGGUGAUGAAAAUAACCUUAUGGGGAUGUCGAUUCCGUCCGUAAAGAUGAAUUCUUUAUCAUUCUCUAAAACCGAGCUGACAUCACCUAUGUCAAUUACGGGAUCAAGCAGCAGCGUUGAAGCGAGCAAGAAUAACAAUGAUUUCCUUGAGCAAGUUGGAAUGAUAACUGUGGGUUCAGAGGAAGAUCCUAGAUACGUAGGUGAAACCAGUGCUUAUUCGAUCGCACGAGCAAUAUCCAAGUCAAUAUACUUCUUCGAUGAUAUUGGCUUCUAUCAAAGCGAGAACAAACUCCCUAAAGAUAUACAUAUUCAAAAUCCGACAUCAAAGACUCCUUUUUUAAUGCCAUCAGCCACUGCCGCAAAUGCCUAUCUCAAGGCUUAUAAAAAUACAAUUCAAUGUCAAUACCCAUACCUGGACUGGGAUGAGGUCCUGAAAUGGUUUGACAAUGUCAUCAAGAAUGGUGAUAAAUCGAAGAGUAAGACAGCCAAGUUCUUUAUCUAUAUGAUCUUUGCUAUAGGUUCUCAACUGCUGAAUCCGCUUUCAGGGCAUACAAAAAUGAUGAGAAUGUAUUAUGAUAAAGCAUUUGAAAAUCUUGACCACAUGAUUCACCACAACACCAUUCACACCAUUCAAGCUUACCUCAUGCUAACUCAAUUCGCUCAGGGAAUGCCUGCUGGAGCAUCUGUUUGGGAAGCAACUGGAAUGGCUAUUCGUUCUGCAGUUGCCCUUGGUCUUCAUCGUGGUCAGACUACAGAUAUCAUUUCCAGGCAAGAACUGUCUUCGGAAGAAAUUACGAAAAGGGAAGAACUGAGAGCUCGUGUGUUCUGGUCAGCCUACGGAAUCGAAAGAGUUAACGGGCUAAUUCUAGGACGCCCUUUUAGUAUAUCUGACGUCGAUAUUGAUCUUCCGAUGCCAGAAGAGACGCCAGAAACACAAAUUGGAUGCCAGGUUAUUAAGCUUCGCAGAAUUCAAUCCAGUAUUUCCACAUUUAUAUAUAAACCAGAACGUUUGAUUGGAACGAAGGAGGAAUUGGAAUGUACUCGUGUUCAAAUUGUUUUGGAGUUGAACGAUUGGGUAAAGAAUUUUUCUUAUGAGAAGCGGGCUAGAAGUGCAUUCCAAUCCAAUAACUGGGCUAUAAUUUCAUACCAUAACUCUAUGACCGUUCUUCUAAGACCGAUCAUAAUUAAGAUAUCAAAAACUGGGGUUCAGUCAAGCUCAAAUGACUUGGAAUGGUUCCGUACAUUUGCUAGAAGUACGGCUGCAAUUUGUUUAAACUACAAGAAGUUAUAUGAAAAGGGACUUUUCCGAUUUAUGUGGAUGAGUGUUCACUGUUGUUUCGUUGCCGGCAUUUCAUUUAUUUACUCAAUUUGGCUCGAUAGGAAACUUCACGUCCUAAAAUGGGAAAAAUGUAAUAUUAUAAAUAGGACUAUUGGUGCGUGCAGCGAUAUUCUUCACGUUGCUGCGGACCAUUGGAAGAGUGCGGAAGUUUUUGAAGAAACAUUUCAAAGGUUAGUGAAUGUCGUUAAAAAUUCAUUUGGAGAUAACGGGAUGACACCACCUUCUGAGAAAGAUGACAAUACAAACGAAAAUUUUAAUUUUGGAUACGGUUUGAAUACUAUGGUUAGCGAUUUGAAGGAACCCCAAAAUUCAGUGAUGAUAAAACACGAAACUCACGUUUAUUCUUUGGAUACCAUGAAAGUUGACGAAGGCACUGAAGGUACUGGUCCCGAUUUUGAUUCUGCAAAUUUCAAUAUUGAUAGCACAGCCUUCAAAUGCGAUGAUAUACCUACCGUCAGCCAAAAUAACUUCAGUGAUGUACCACUAGACGGGCUCUUAAAGUAUUUUGAGAUAUCUGGUGGUUCAUUUAUUCAAAAUGUAUUCAAUGAAUUAAAGCAGGAGUCUCUCAAUAAAUAG
This is a messenger RNA of Brettanomyces bruxellensis, 2463 nucleotides long. RefSeq lists its product as uncharacterized. Gene Ontology annotation, molecular function: DNA-binding transcription factor activity, RNA polymerase II-specific; sequence-specific DNA binding; zinc ion binding. The coding region runs from base 1 to 2463 and encodes 820 amino acids. The transcript has a single exon. Gene Ontology annotation, biological process: DNA-templated transcription; positive regulation of transcription by RNA polymerase II. NCBI's taxonomy places the organism in Eukaryota, Fungi, Ascomycota, Pichiomycetes, Pichiales, Pichiaceae. The record is from RefSeq and is a predicted model, not a curated record.